GCGUAGUUGUGAAGUCAAUGUUCAUGUGAGUGGUGGAUAGUCUUGGACGUUCAGAGGAAGUUGCGACCAAGAGCUCGUGUUAUGUUAAUAUUAAUUAUUAUUGUGAAUAUUCAAUACACCUCAAAAUGAAUGGCAAAUAUUUUAGAACUGUGUCGAAGUGUCGGCUAGACACACGCAGUGGGCCACGCGCCUCGAUUAAAAUAGCGACGAAAAGUAAAAAUAAUUCGCGCUUCGUGAUGGAGAGCUGCAGUCUGCGAGGCCGCCAGUAGUCGGUGGUCGAGUGGCCAAGUCGGCACGUCCCGCGGAGUACAGUUUGCGUGGAGCCGCGCACUUGUGCUGAGUGUUGUUUGUACACAGAUACCAACAACAGUGUGUUGGCGAUGGUGCCGGCGGUUUUGUGGUUGUGUACAGCGCUAGUGGUGGCGGCGCAGCAGGACCCGCUGAUAGGCGUGGUGGAGACGCGGCCGGAACUGGCGGCGCAGUUAGCCGCCGCCGUGGACGUGGCGUUGCGGCAUGCCGUUAUCGAUGGCGGCGAGGGUGAUGGCGGAGGUGACGGAGGGGGUGACGAUGGAGGUGACGGGGUGCCGCCUCCCACAGCAGUGGCGCCAGUCGAACCCAACGAGCCACUAGCUUUGCCCGCACACGUCUGCCUGCUGGCCAACGAAGGUGUGUCGGCGGUUGUUAGCGGCGGGGGCGAUGGCUCGGCGGCUGCGGCACGCUCCGGCCUGCUGCUGCUGACCGUGGAGCAGCAGAAGCGCACCGGCAAUGAUCCCGCGCUGCUGCACCUCUACCCGCACCCCGACGUCCUCGCUGAGGCGUGCGCCGACCUGUGCGAGGCCAAGGGCUGGCUGGAGGCGGUGGUGCUGCACGAGGGUAGUGGCCGUGCGCUCCCCCCGCUGCUGCGGGCGCCCCUCUCCGCAGCCACGUCCUCCCCGGCCUCUCCCACGCGCUCCGCCAUCGAGCCGGAGCGCGUAGUAUUGCGCGCGCGACAGCUACCGCCGCUGCACGACGACGAUGCGCUCAGGAACCUGCUGCUGGUCCUCAAGAAGUGGGGCGCGAGCAAGUUCAUCGUGUGGUGCGGCAGCGCGUGUGGCGCACGAGUGCUGGACGCGGCACAGCGCGUAGGACUCCUGGGCGAGCGGCACUCCUACCUGCUGCCAGCGCUCGACCUACACACGCUGCCUCUGGCCGCCUUCAGCCACGGCGGCGCUAACAUCACAGUGCUGCAGCUGUUCGACCCCGAGUGGCCCUUGGUGCGACGCGUGAUGGCGGCGUGGCGACGGGAGUACGAGCGCCGGCUGGAGGGCGCCGCCGACUCUGUGGUGCUCGACCAGCUGGUUGCCCAGCCACCGUCGGCGCUGCUGUUGGCAUACGACGCGGCGCGCCUGGUGACGGAGAGUGCGGCGCGACUUGCCCUGCCGCAGCCGGGGGGCACGGGGGCUGAGCCGCCGUCGUGUGCGACGGGCGCCGCUGCCUUCCACGCGGACACACUUCUCAACUACAUACGAUCCAUGGAGUGGGGCGUGGCGAGCAGCGCGGGAGUGCUGGCGUGGGGUGCAGGGGGCGAUCGGCGCGACGCAGCGCUGCGCGUAGCCGAGCUGCAAUCAGGCGGCGCGCUGCGCACGGCUGCGGCGUGGAGUGCCCGCGACCGGCUGGCGUGGCUGCCGCGCGACCCGGCACCGCCGCCGCGCAGCGACCUGAUGACCAACCGCACCUUCGUCGUGCUCAUCGCCGAAAACAAGCCGUAUGUGAUGAGACAGCAGUCUGUGGAACGGCUCUCCGGGAACAGUCGAUAUGAAGGUUUCUGCAUCGAGCUGAUCGAUCGGUUGGCGACUCUGCUGAACUUCAACUACACGUUUGUUGAACAGCCUGAUGGCAAGUACGGCUCGCGCAACAAGACCACGGGGCUAUGGGACGGCAUGUUGCGGCGCCUCAUCGACGACCCGAGUGUACACUUCGCGGUCACCGACCUGACCAUCACGGCGGAGCGCGAGGAGGCCGUGGACUUCACCACGCCCUUCAUGAACCUGGGCAUCAGCAUUCUCUUCCGCAAGCCCAAGCCACCGGAGCCCAAGCUGUUCGCCUUCCUGCUGCCGUUCUCUCACGGGGUGUGGCUGUGCCUGGGACUGGCAUACGUAGGCACUUCGUUAGUGCUGUACGUAGUGGGGCGGCUCUGUCCCGAGGAGUGGCAGAACCCGUACCCCUGCAUAGAGGAGCCCGACGCGCUGGAGAACCAGUUCACUAUCGCGAAUGCACUCUGGUUCAAUCUGGGUGCUGUUCUACUUCAGGGAUCCGAGAUAGCCCCUGUGGCGUACGGGACACGAGCCGUGGCCAGCGCAUGGUGGAUGUUCGCUCUCGUGAUGACCAGCUCAUACACUGCCAACCUGGCCACACUCCUGGCUACCAAGACCUCCACAGAGCUGAUCCACAACGUGCGCGACUUGGUGGACAACCCGCACGGCAUCACCUACGGAGCCAAGGCGGGCGGCUCCACCUUCACCUUCUUUGAGCUGUCUAACAACGAGCUGUACAGGCGGAUGUUCACCGAGAUGACGAAGCAGGAGAUGCCUCUCUCCAAUGAAGAAGGCAUUCAGAAGGUGAUGAAGGAGCAGUACGCGUUCCUUGCGGAGUCCACCACCAUCGAGUACACCAUCGAACGGAACUGCGAAGUGACAAUGGUGGGCGAGCAGCUUGACAGCAAGGGCUACGGGAUAGCUAUGAAGAAAAAUUCUGAGUAUCGUCACUCGCUCAACCUGGCUUUGCUGAAUCUUCAAGAGUCUGGCAUCCUGCGGGAGAUGAAGCACCGUUGGUGGAAGGAGAAGCACGGCGGGGGCGCCUGCCAGCCAGACGAGGACCCGGCCAGCGAGCUGCGCACCGCCAACUUCCUCGGGCUGUUUCUGGUGCUGGUGGUGGGGUGCGCGCUGGGCCUGGCUGUCUCGUGCUGCGACCUGGCGUGGCGCGCGUGGCGACACCCUCGAGACCCCACGCGCUCCUUCACCGCCAGCUUCCUGUCCGAGCUGCGCUUCGUGUUCCGCUUCGAGCACUCCGAGAAGCCGCUGCGGGGCGCACUCACGCCGCCCGCUGCCCCCUCCCCCUCGACCCCGCCAACGUCGUCCCCCGCGUCCGCUCCCGCCUCGCCCUCCCCCUCGCCCCGCUCCCGCUCGCACUCCCCCUCGCCCCGCUCCCGCUCGCCCGGCCCCCGGCGUCGCUCGGGCGCGCGCCGCUGUUCCAUGCACACUGCGAGCGUGCGUCUGGCGCGCCAUACCACGCCGCGCCGCGCCGACUAAAGGUCUCUGCCCACUACACCGUAUCAUACCAUGACCGUGCUAGGAGCGUAUCAGGCACGACAAGUAACACGAUACGCUCUACUAUGCCCACUGAACGGAUUGGCACGCGACGGUGUUGGUCGGUGAUGGAACGGUCUAGUGGGAAGAGUGUCAUACUUUUCAAUACAAAUUAUAUUUAUUUGCCUGAUACGCUACUAGCACG
Messenger RNA from Leptidea sinapis, 3489 nucleotides. Its product is annotated as glutamate receptor ionotropic, kainate 2-like. The record is from RefSeq and is a predicted model, not a curated record. Gene Ontology annotation, molecular function: glutamate-gated receptor activity; transmitter-gated monoatomic ion channel activity involved in regulation of postsynaptic membrane potential. The coding region runs from base 381 to 3287 and encodes 968 amino acids. Gene Ontology annotation, biological process: modulation of chemical synaptic transmission; synaptic transmission, glutamatergic; monoatomic ion transport. NCBI's taxonomy places the organism in Eukaryota, Metazoa, Arthropoda, Insecta, Lepidoptera, Pieridae. Gene Ontology annotation, cellular component: postsynaptic membrane; plasma membrane. The transcript is spliced from 18 exons.